CGAAGCGCAACACGAGAUCUCCGAAGCGUCUUAGGAGAUUAAGGCGGCCCAGCUGCAACUGCGUGGGGUCUCAAAGAACAACGCCUUCGAGGCGACCCUGAAGGCGAUGCUCAAGGCGGCGCGGAAGAAGCGCAGCAUCGCGAGGUGGAGAGCACUGGAAACGUUCUUCGAGGGCUAUGUACGGCAGCUCGAGAAGAAGAGCCGCGAGGGGGAUCAGGCGGGUUUCUACAGGCACCUGAAGAUGAUCGACGUCGAAGGUAAGAGGUCGUUCACCUCUCAGAACAUCAAGGACGAGGACGGUAAUAUCCUUCGGUACCCCACGUUUAUUCGCCAACGAUGGGCACGGUGGUUCCACAAGCUUCUCAACACCAAGUCGCCGACCAUCGACCUGCAUGCGGCUGACAAGGUCAAGCGGUGGCCCACGUGCGUGCCACUCGACGACAUCCCAUCUCUACUUGAGGUUGAGGAAGCGGUACGGGAAAUAGCCAACAGAAAGGCCGUCGGGCCGGACGACCUACCGGCUGAGCUGAUCAAGCUUUUCCUGGACGGAGAUCAAGGUCUCCUCCGCGAAUUCCACACCAUUGUCGAUGCCACCCUCAACGUGCUGUUCAAGAAGGGGGACACGAUGGAGUGCGGCAACUACCGGGGCAUCUCUCUCGUCGCACACGCCGGCAAGGUGCUGCUUAAGGUCGUCGCUACACGACUGAGCCACUACUGCGAGCGAGAGGGCAUCCUCCCGGAGGAGCAGAGCGGUUUCCGCCCACACCGGUCGACGCUCGACAUGCUGUUCGCCAUCCAGCGGCUCCAUGAGCUCGCGAGGAAGAAGAGUACUGCGGUGUUCGCGUGCUUCGUCGACCUCACCAAGGCAUACGAUUCGGUGGACCGAGACCUACUGUGGGACGUGCUCCGACGCUUCGGCGUGCCCCCGAAGAUGCUGGCGGUCAUUCGCCACUUCCACGAGGGCAUGAGGGCGCGCGUCCGAACGGACGACGGGCAGUACUCGGAAUGGUUUGACGUGGGCCAAGGCCUCCGACAGGGAUGCAACCUGGCCCCGCUGCUGUUCAACUUGUUCUUUGCCCCGAUGCUCAUGGCCGCCGUGGCCGAGCUCGACAAGGACCCCAAGGUGACGGCGGACAUGGUCAAGAUCGGGACACAAGUGGAGUACACGGGCAAGAAGGGCAGGUCGGCGGGGAAGAAGACGACGGUGGUGACGGACGCGGAGGCCCUGUGGGCCAUGCUCUACGCUGACGACGCGGCCAUCGUCUCGCGCUCGCCGGAGAGUCUCGAGAAGAUGAUGUCGGUCAUCGUGCGCGUGGCCGGCCUGUUCGGACUGAUGGUAUCGGAGCCAAAGACGGAGAUCAUGUGCAUGCUGCCAAAAGGGAUCGAGGAACGCCCGUCCACGGUCAGCGCCGCCGGCCAGACGUACAAGCAGACAGAUCGGUUUGUGUACCUCGGACGUACCAUCUCCGCGGACGGGAAGGCCGACCGGGAGAUCACGAGCCGCAGCUGCCGAGCGUGGAAGUGCUACCGCCGGAACAGUGUGCUUCGAUGUAGGACAGGCGACGGGCCAACCCCCAGCUCAAGAUCCGGCUACUCCAGGCUGAAGUGGUGGAGACUCUCCUG
This is a messenger RNA of Ectocarpus sp. CCAP 1310/34, 1623 nucleotides long. The record is from the annotation of a GenBank genome assembly. NCBI's taxonomy places the organism in Eukaryota, Phaeophyceae, Ectocarpales, Ectocarpaceae.